Molecule: messenger RNA, 342 nt
Organism: Fusarium mangiferae
Lineage: Eukaryota; Fungi; Ascomycota; Sordariomycetes; Hypocreales; Nectriaceae
Exons: 1
Coding region: 1-342 (113 amino acids)
Source: RefSeq, a predicted model, not a curated record
AUGAAGGAAGAAGAGCAGUAUGAGCUCGCAAAACUUAUCGAUUCCCACACCUGGAACCAGGCGCAAGAAGACGAGCUGGACGCAUCUUGGGAGAGUGGUUUGGUUAAGGCUACAAUAGAGCGCCUGUCCGAUCGCGGUGCUUAUCUUUCCUCCGUCUUCGAGAUAUCCUAUCGUCUCUGCAACAUGGAUCCUCUAUCCCUGCUAUCCAUGUAUCACCACUUCGAGUUCGACAAUAGCGGCAGCGAUAGCUUUAUGCAUGCCGGACAAAUGAAGCGCAACCCCUUGUGGACGCCCCAUUUCUGCGACAAGCUCAAGAGAAUCAUGACGCAUCCUUUGUUCUAG